UUGAUGUUAAUAUAUUUUACAAACAUUUGUGUUAGAAGAUACCUAUUACAUAAAAACAUGAUACUGAACUACAACUGGACAAGAAACAUAUAAUUUAUAAAGUUACUCGAGACAAACUGAGUUAGUAUUGUCUUAAACGACAUGGUACAUGCGAAAACCCGAGUAAAUGUACUCAUAUGGCAUGGUAUUUUCCUAUAAGUUAUUGAAUAAUAUUCAACCGGUUAUAAUAUAAUGCUUAAAGAAAAUAAUAAAGAAGUAAGGACGAGUGUUGCAAACAUAAACAUAAGAUUAGAUCCAGGGUUCUGGACGAAGACCUCACAAAUUCAGUUGUUCUAUGGAGUCUGGGUGAAUUUGUGCCACCUUGGUAUUGGACUGGCUUACGGAUUUCCGUCUGUUCAAGUACCUCAGCUGUUCGCUGCAGAUUCCGAUAUAAAAAUCACGAGGAGUGAGGGCUCUUGGAUAGCCAGUGUGUUCACUCUAUGCUCCCCUAUUGGGUGUUUGAUCAGCGGCUAUGUAGCCGAUUGGCUCGGUCGCCGAGUCAUGAUCAUCGUCUGCCAAGCCCCUAUAUGUGCGGGAUGGUUGUACACUGGCUUUGCUAAAAGUCCGAAGCAAGUUAUUAUAGGACGGGCAUUAACAGGAUUUGGAUGCGGUCUGGCCAUGGGGCCGCCGAGGAUAUAUUGCACAGAAAUGUCUUUACCCAACAUGCGUGGAGUUAUUGGAGCCUUUUCCACAGUGGGCGUAUCCAUUGGUAUUACUCUACAGGCUGGACUGGGAAAAUAUCUGAAUUGGCCUGUACUCUGCUACAUUUGCUCUGUAUACACAGUGAUAGUAUUCGUGUUAUUCUUAUUUCUACCUGAGACACCGUAUUUUGUGCUGAAAACUAAAACUUUGGCUGACGCUCGAGCCACACUCGCACACUUCAGGGCACGGGACUAUGAUUUUGAUAAAGAAAUGGAUCAAUUAAGAAAAUUUAAGGAGGGUAACGACAUUCGUAAAAUAAGUGGUCGUGAGCGUCUAGCAAUGUUGUUCACACAAUCGGCAUACAAGCCCUUCAGUGUGAUUGUGACGUAUAUCUUCAUCUCCCAGAUUACUGGCACAUCUGGAGUCAUGAUAUGGGCUGUGGAAAUGUUAACGGUGGCGAAGUCCUCAAUCGAUGUGAAUACUGGUAAUUUUCUAAUGACCCUCACCAGAUUGUUUGUAAACAUUCUCACUUCGAUUCUCCUUUUCAAAGUCGGGAGAAAGCCCCUGGCGCAGACAUCAGCAGUGGGCGUUGCAGUGACCAGUUUGGUUAUAGCAAUUUAUACAUCUACUCAUACUGAGCCAAGCAUGCCUCCCCAAAUAUUAUUCAUGAGUUACAUGGCUUUUGCUAGCGUCGGAUACUACAUGUUACCGUUUCUCAUGGCUUCUGAAAUAUACCCUUUACAGGUUCGUGGAAUACUCGCUGGUUUAACAGUAUUUGUUGCCGGUCUCUUGAUAUCUGGCAGCAUCAAACUCACCCCCACCUUGUUGGAUAGUAUCGGCCUCAGCUAUACGAUGGUGAUCUUUGGGAUCUGUUCCUUGAUCGGUGUCAUCUACAUAUAUUUAGUUUUGCCAGAAACAAAAAAUUUAACGUUACAAGAAAUUGAGGAAUAUUAUAACAAACGCCGUCCGACAUUGACUUCUCAGAGAAGAUUGGAAACCAUAGCGGACCUUGAAGCUCAAAGCAAAACAAAUAUAAAAUUAGUUGAAAGAAAAUCAACUUAAACGUACAAACAAGAUAAAUAGGAAGUCCUAAUGAAGACUAGAUUAAAACCUAAAGAGAUACAAAGUGUAUUACUGAACUUAAGCUUGAUUCUGAUAGUGAAGAUGAUGAUAGACCUUCCAACAGAUUACAAAAACAAGCGCAAAUUCUGGUCUGAAAAGUGAAAAAUUACCCAAAAGCAGUUAAAAGGAGUAGUAGAAAAGUUCAACUAUAAAGAGCCAAUAAGCAAACAAAUAGCGCGAAUAAUUAAUAAAAUAAAAGUAUUAAGUAAUCUCGGUAAGGCAAACCAUGUAAAUACAAAAAUCACAAUAGAAGACAACAUUACUGAAGUUACUAAAACUUAGGGUGCUCUCUCUCUGGUGGAAAAGCAGCCUAAGAAUUGUAUGGAAUUGCUUUCGCUGUAGUGCCUUCCAACAGGAUGAAUACAAUAUGCUAUUUUAAGAUAUUCUUUCUUGUUAGUUCUGUCACAAGAAAUAACAUCAUGAGAUUUGUAUUAGACAUUGUUUAUUUUUCAUUUAUUUCCAUCGUAAGUUAUUAAUAAGUGAUAGGUGAGGUUUAUCGCUUUCGGGAUAACCCAGUACAGACUAAUGCCCGGUUUACAUUAUUCCAGUCCAGCGAUCCAGUCCAGUACUGGAUUGCUUACUGGACUGGAUCUGUUACGUCUACAUUAUUCCAGUUAUUUAGAAGCCGUUGAAGUGUGAACACUACAGUGACAAUGAUUUCAAGAAGAGAUCAGUUUCGAAAAUGUUUUAAACGUGCUCAAUCACUCUUGCUACAAGAAGUUAUUAAUGAGGUUGAUAAGGAACUAAAAAAAGGAACGGAUUUGGGUGAGAAAUUGGAUCAGCGAAAGAGAUAAAAAAGGAGGGUCAGUAAUGCUUUUGCAACAACUGAAGGUAGAAAAUCCCAAUGAAUAUAGACUGGCACUGAGAAUGACAGCAGAAAACUUUGAAGAACUGUUAUCAUUAGUUUCUAUUAAUAUCCAGCGUAAGAAUACGUUGUUCAGAGAUGCUAUACCCGCAAAAAUAAAAUUAGAAGUCACU
Molecule: messenger RNA, 2781 nt
Organism: Spodoptera frugiperda (fall armyworm)
Lineage: Eukaryota; Metazoa; Arthropoda; Insecta; Lepidoptera; Noctuidae
Product: facilitated trehalose transporter Tret1-like
Exons: 9
Coding region: 232-1743 (503 amino acids)
Biological process (GO): transmembrane transport
Cellular component (GO): membrane
Molecular function (GO): transmembrane transporter activity
Source: RefSeq, a predicted model, not a curated record